AUGUCUUCCACCAAAGACGCUAAGACUCCCGACUCCCUCCCCGAACUGAGUUGUUUCGACAUGCUCAAUAUUUUGAGAUUGAGGUUCUAUGUUGAGCGUGAGAACUUGUGGUCCUGUGUGACCAUGGCUAUGAAGGAUGAGGCUGGCUGCCUCAACUGGAUUACGCUGCAAGUCGCUGAACAUCAAAAGUAUGUUUCAGUUGCCACUUCUAUUAUUCUCCACGGAGUUGACCACCCUUCGCUUAUUCCUAUGGUGAAGCGAACACUUUUUGUAUAUCUCCUUGAAGUACUGUCUGGUGAAGAUUCAUCUUCAUUCCUGAAGCUACAAAGUGGAAGGGUCCUUGAUCAGAGGGCACAACAGGAAAAGGGGUGCCUUGCAAUAAAAUUGGUUCUGGAAGCAGGUAGCACACCUAAGGUUGCUGUGGCAGCUCUUCUGGUUGAAAGUCCCCCUUGCCCGUCAACACCACACUCUGUGUGCAGUACCCAGGUAACCACUAGCUCUGGGAAGUCGCUUACCGGCGACAAACUGUUAGCAUUUCAAGCUUUAGUUGCUCGAAGGCCUGAGUUUGGGACGAUGCGUCGUUCUGAAAUUGAUGAGGCUCAGAAAGUUUACAAUCGCGAGACUUGCUGCUGUGGCUUCCACUUCGGGCAAGACAAUCUGCCCAUGAGUAUCUCGACCAAUAACCAUUUGGCUGGUAGGAAUUCACACGAUUUCUUAUCUGGUACUUGGUUCAAUGAACCUAGGAAGAGUGGCCACUAUACCAUUAACAGUUUGAUACUGUAG
This is a messenger RNA of Suillus bovinus, 783 nucleotides long. RefSeq lists its product as uncharacterized. The coding region runs from base 1 to 783 and encodes 260 amino acids. The transcript has a single exon. The record is from RefSeq and is a predicted model, not a curated record. NCBI's taxonomy places the organism in Eukaryota, Fungi, Basidiomycota, Agaricomycetes, Boletales, Suillaceae.